Molecule: messenger RNA, 2973 nt
Organism: Hyposmocoma kahamanoa
Lineage: Eukaryota; Metazoa; Arthropoda; Insecta; Lepidoptera; Cosmopterigidae
Product: cingulin-like
Exons: 21
Coding region: 16-2856 (946 amino acids)
Source: RefSeq, a predicted model, not a curated record
UAACUCGUAGAAUUGAUGGCAGCUACAGCGAAAAACCAAAAAGAUAAACCAUAUCAGGUCCCAAGGCUGACUCCGCGGCCGACAGCGGCUUCGACCGCCCGUGCUGCUCGCAAUGCCACCAACCGCAAUCUCAGUCUUACUUCUUCACAGCGACUAUCCCCCAACCGUGCGUCCAUCACUUCUGGCACCAAAGUAAGGAAUUCCGGUCGAUUUACACCAAAAAGUGACUCAAAACAGGAACUGAAGUCUGACCGACCGUCAGAAAGUGACAUUGCGGAUGACAGCUAUCCAAUACCAGCUAAACCUGAAGCUACUUCAUAUAUAAUUGACAACGGCGGUGUAACAAUUGAGGAAGCAGGAGAUGGUCAUGCUCAUGAUAUUUACAACAACGUUCUCAAUCAGGAUGAAAUAGAAAUUGUCGACCACGGGAAUUACGGUAACCUGAGUAACAUGCACGAAUCCGAAAAUGAUGAAAAUCACACAGUAGUCAUUACAGAUUCUGCGUCGACGCCCACGUGUCCAAGUCAUUCCCAGGCAUCAAGCCGCCCUCAAACUCCGAACUCACCGUCUAGUCGACCGCAGACCCCUCGUAGCAGGCCCCUGACUCCGUCACAUCCAGCGCAGCGCAAAUCGGUGCCCAACAGCCGCCCCAAUACUCCCAUGUGCAACCCUAGUCCCCAGUCGAGACCAAGAACUCCGUCUCUACAAAUGUCGUCCUCUAGCAGAGUGGUGACACCAAACCUGCCGCAACCAUGGCCUCUGGUCAAAGAAGAAGAGGACCUGAAAUCGGUGUUAAUUUCAAAACAAAGGCAAUUCAGCCGCAUGAAAAAGGAACUGGACAUGAAACAACAACAAGUAUUGGAAGUUUUAGACAGCAUAAAGAGUUUAAGCGAGCGUAUGGUGUCAGGAGGAUUUAGCGGCAAAGUACUACAAGUACAAGAUUUGGUAGUAUUUAGCGUGGGAGAUUGGACUUCUGAGGAGGUCGCGCAGCUUUGCCGCGACGCUGCGGCAUCGUCAGGCAUGGAAGGCGCGCUUGAGAUUCUCAACAAUGCAACAUUAUUUGAUGAAAAUGUGCUUGCCGAGUUAUUUGCUAGCGUUACGAAGAUUCCAUCUCGGUUUUCCGAUCUAUGUUUGCAGGCAUUUACUGCACGGCAGGAACUCAUUGACUGCGUGAAGGAAUUUGCUGGACAAAUGGCAGAAGAUGGUCGCGGCGAAUAUCUGGAGCGAAUCGCUAAUUACAAUGGCGCCGGAUUAAAGCUUUGCGAAAAUUUACGUGAACUAAAAAUCGUUGCAGAUGACAAUGUUGACGCAAUUACACAGCUUUUGAAACGCGCAUGUCGAGAUCGAAAUGCAUUGAUAGCCGUAGGAGAAUCGUUGGUACGUGAAGUAGCACACCUUCGACAGGACCUCGAAGCUCGCACUGUUAUCGUGAACGAAAUGCGAGAAAUUCGGGCAGAAACUGAUACCACAAAGGCUCUUAAUGCAUCGCGUCGAGAGUUGGAAGAAGAAAGGUUAAGUAAACAUGUUAUGAAGGAUAAGUUAGCAGCCACUGAAAGUCAACUUCGUCAAACACGCAUUCGUGUAACCAAAAUGGACCGACAAUUACGAGAAGCCGAAGCUACUAUUACGAGUCUUACAGCUAGUGUUAAGUCACUUGAAGAUCAGAGCCGUCAGCGAGAGGUUCAUUUAGAAGCUCGAGCAAGGAAAUUAAAAGAAUCUUUGAAAACCGGUGAAGUUACAAGCAAUCAAAUAGCUCAGCAGCGUGAUGCAUUGCAGUCUGAAGUGCAGAAUGUCAAAGAACAAAUACAAACUAUGACUAUUGAACAUAAAGCCAACGUGCAAGAAUUGAAUAAGGAGUUGAAAGAUUUGAAGAAUGCCAUCGAAGAGCAACGACAAAAUGUACAAAAAGAGACCGAGCAAAGAAUAAAUGUUCAAGAAAAGCUCAAAGAAGCAGAAAAAUACAUUGAAGAAUUAAAAGCUAAAAAUAGUGAGCUAGAAAACUGCAGGCCAAACCCAGAGUUGCCAACAGAAAGAGAGAUGGACUUAUGGGCGGAAUUACAAUCUACUAAAGAUGCUCUUCGAAUGACUGAAGACGAAGUAACUGCUUGUAAACGUGAGAAAGUCCGAUUCUUGGAAACUCUGACAAAAAUAUCGGAAUCCGAGAACAAAGUAGGCAUGCAACAAAAAUUGGCAGCGGAACUUUUAAGCAAAGAAGAAAUAGUAAACAAAAUGCAGAUACAAUUAAGAGAAUUAACCAAAAACAUAAAAUUGAAUGAACAAAAGGUUACUCAAUAUGAACAAUAUGUCCGCGACCUACAAGCACACCAUCGUGCCGUUGCCAAUUGUCAGGAGGCGCCGAAUGGAAUUAGUUACCAAGACCUGCAACAAGAGAUUAUGAAUUUGAGGAUGAACCUUCUUGACACAGUUCAUCGUAACGAAGAGUUAUCGGAGAUUUUAGCACAAAAAGAACAGCAACUUGAGCAACAAGACAAGACAUCACGUGCCCAGGCAAGAGUCAUCAAGGUUCGCGAGGAACUUAUCAAUAUGCUAAAGAAUAAAGAAACUGAACAAAGUAGAGAACUGUCUGCAUUGCAGCAGGACCUUGAGCAUCGCAUGAAAAUUGUAGACGAAGUGAAUAAGCAAAUUGCUUCAAAGGCUGAGGAAAUUCAGGAAUUAUUCGCGACAUUAGAGAAUAAACAGCAGCAGAUUCAUCGGCUUGAAAAGAUUGUGCUGGCACUGGAAGAGCAACAGCGCCGCGCACAGGCCCAGCGCACGCGACAUGAGGAAAAAAUUGCUGCACUCGAGCAUGAGCUUGCAGCUGGAAACAGACGUGAACGCAAAUUCAUCUUCUUCUGAAUAUCAUACGGCGUGUCGGGAAAUUGUAUGAGUGCUUAUGAUAAUACUUAUGUAUUUUGUUUGACCUUGUAUUUGUUUCAUAAUAAAUUUGAUAAUAUUGAAUAAAUAACCUUUACU